This is a messenger RNA of Rubroshorea leprosula, 1620 nucleotides long. The record is from the annotation of a GenBank genome assembly. NCBI's taxonomy places the organism in Eukaryota, Viridiplantae, Streptophyta, Magnoliopsida, Malvales, Dipterocarpaceae.
AACGCGCUUCCGCACCGCUCAGACCGUGACGUACCGUUGUCCUGUCAGGAGAGGAAAACCAAGGCAAGGCAAGCCAUACUACGCGUCGACUCCGUUCCCUGCCGUUCUGUGAGGCUAACUGGCUCGAAUAGCAUUCGACUUCGCUGUUUGAACUCUCUUCCGGUUCGGAUCUGGUGAGGCGUAAGGAAAAUCUAGGUUAUUAUCUACUUUUCACCAUGAAGGCACUUAUUCUUGUUGGAGGGUUUGGAACACGGUUGAGGCCACUGACACUCAGUGUUCCUAAGCCACUUGUUGAGUUUGGCAAUAAACCUAUGAUCUUGCACCAGAUAGAGGCUCUCAAGGCUGUUGGAGUAACUGAAGUGGUUUUGGCAAUUAACUACCAACCUGAGGUAAUGUUGAACUUCUUGAAAGAAUUUGAGGCAAAGCUUGGAAUCAAGAUCACCUGCUCACAAGAGACAGAGCCACUUGGAACUGCUGGACCUCUUGCAUUGGCAAGGGAUAAACUCAUUGAUGGCUCCGGUUAUCCUUUUUUUGUCCUCAACAGCGAUGUUAUCAGUGAGUAUCCAUUCAAAGAAAUGAUUGAAUUCCACCAGGGCCAUGGAGGGGAGGCUUCCAUAAUGGUGACAAAGGUGGAUGAGCCAUCAAAAUAUGGUGUGGUGGUUAUGGAAGACUCAACAGGGCAAGUUGAGAGGUUUGUGGAAAAACCAAAAUUGUUUGUUGGUAACAAAAUCAAUGCUGGAAUUUAUCUGUUGAAUCCAUCAGUACUUGAUCGCAUUGAACUGAGGCCCACCUCAAUUGAGAAAGAGGUCUUCCCAAAGAUUGCAGCAGAGAAAAAGCUCUUUGCUAUGGUCCUGCCAGGGUUUUGGAUGGACAUUGGACAGCCAAGGGAUUACAUUACCGGUUUGAGGCUUUAUCUAGAUUCCUUGAGAAAGAAAUCUUCAACUAAGUUAGCCACUGGUCCCCACAUUGUGGGUAAUGUUUUGAUCCAUGAGACUGCCAAAAUUGGAGAGGGAUGCUUGAUUGGACCUGAUGUUGCCAUUGGUCCGGGGUGUGUAGUUGAGUCUGGGGUUCGACUCUCUCGCUGCACGGUGAUGCGCGGCGUCCGUAUCAAGAAGCACGCGUGCAUAUCCAGCAGUAUCAUCGGAUGGCACUCCACUGUUGGACAAUGGGCUCGUGUAGAGAACAUGACUAUUCUUGGUGAAGAUGUCCAUGUAUGCGACGAGAUUUACAGCAACGGCGGUGUGGUUUUGCCUCACAAAGAGAUCAAGUCUAGCAUUUUGAAGCCAGAGAUAGUGAUGUGACGAUGGGUAUGUUCACGGGUAGAAUGUGUCCAGGAACUCUUAAGUUAUCGCGUCUAGUUCAAGAAAGUGAUUGUCUUUUUGCCUUCCAUUUUUUUUUUCCUCUAAGGUGCAAAAGCAGCAAAACCCGGUUUCUGUCGUGUUACAUGAGUCCAAUGGUUCAACUUUGAAGGGUCAGUUUCUGUUGUUCCCCCAUGUGUGAGGAGAGUAGCUGCAUUGAGUAAAUAGAAAUAAUUUUAGCAGCUUGUUUCUUACUCUCUCUGGGAGCCUGUAAUUUAUUUAUAAAGAAUUGUUAAAUGUAUAAUAUUAUAUUAUAUUUUUU